Messenger RNA from Drosophila willistoni, 3018 nucleotides. RefSeq names its product nuclear RNA export factor 2. Gene Ontology annotation, biological process: poly(A)+ mRNA export from nucleus. The record is from RefSeq and is a predicted model, not a curated record. Gene Ontology annotation, molecular function: protein binding; RNA binding. Lineage: Eukaryota; Metazoa; Arthropoda; Insecta; Diptera; Drosophilidae. The transcript is spliced from 2 exons. Gene Ontology annotation, cellular component: nucleus. Bases 227 to 2773 code for a protein of 848 amino acids.
UUAAGUAUUUAAAUAAAAAACUCAAAUAAAGUAAAUUCUCUUACAAUUAAAGCCAUUAUUGUUCGGAAGGUCCUACUCGCUUUCAUUGGAACGUGAAUAAGAAUUUCUCAAAGACGAAGAGAUAAGAUAAACUUAAGAGGACUCCGCUGGCCGCCGAAGAAACUUCAAAAGGAUAGCGAACACAGUUUUUCUGGAUUUGUGACGUCAAUAAGUAUCAUCUCUGAUCAUGGCUCGGAACACGGGUCGGCCACAGAAACGCAUCGUAGAGAUUGGCGAUGGUUUUGCGCCCAUUGAAGUGGAUUAUUCGGGAACCAAAAAAUAUGCCAAAUGCAAUAGUUACGGUAAAGAAGUGCCCGGCGUGAAUUGGCACGAGUUUCGGGUGAUUCAUCGUAAUCAGUUAAAGUAUGCAGCAAAUCCUAAGAAAUUAAUACUCGAUGGACUCUUCAAUGCCAUCGAUUCAGAGGAGCUCUAUCCAGUGGCCUAUCAAAGUUGUCCCAAUGCUGACACAUUUCUGGCCAGGAACUGUAAAACGGCAUUGGAUAAGCUCUUCGCCAAGGGCCUUUAUAUCACCCUAUCAACGAGUGCCCGAUUGGAGCUUAAUGUCAUACUGAAUGUGUCCAAAACCAAUACCGGGCACAUUAAUCCGCCCCUUGAGAUUGGCAGAGUCGUUUAUUCGCUCAUGGAUUGUCUGGAGCAACAGGAUGGUGUUACUGGAUUACUAAAUCUCACGAAUUUCGGUUCACAUUGUCGCUUCAAACAGAUAGUCGUCAGUUUGGCCAAUGUGAACACCUUGCGUCAGGUGUGUCAGAAUGUCCAUAAUGAUGAUCGUUUUUGUAUGGUCAAUGGAUUCAUUUUUGCCAAUAAUGGCAUAUCGAAUCUGCUGCCAUUGAAGCUAUUCGGUGAUAAAGAUUAUUCUUUGUUGGACUUGUCGGACAAUCAGAUAAAAUCACAUCAACGUCUUUGCUCCGACUUGGAGCGCUUUCGUGCCAAGGAGCUAAGACUUGCCAAUAAUCCCAUUAUCAAGAGGGCCAGCUAUCCCAAUUGCAUGAAGCCGUUGGCCAAGAAUUUCAAACUGAUCGACGGUGUGGCAAUUGAUAAGCUCAAUGAAACUUACACGCCCCUUAACUAUGAGAUUGACUUGGAUUGCGAUGGUUUUCGCAUUGAUUGCUCCAAUAAAUGGGAAUUGGUCACCUUUCAAGAUAGCCGCGAUUGGCAUGCAUGCAAGAUACCCGAUCCUGGUCAGGCAUUGACUAAGGAUACGCUCUUUGAUUGCUUCUUCAUUUCAGUGAAUCAAUCUCUUAGUGAAUUCUACCCAUGCUACUAUAAAUUUGAAAACGGCGAGCAUAGUUUCAUAGUGCGAAAUUGCUAUGAUCAGAUCUUUCACUUGGUGCAGGUAUGCAAUUUGGAAUUGAAGAUACCUCAGCUGAUGACGGGAGAGGAAGAAGUCAAUCUAGAACGCACAUUACCCUAUUAUUUAAGGAUGAAUGUCAGUCAGUUUAAGCCAUCGAGUCAUGUGGACCCUAAUGAUCGCAUUGGGAAAUGCUUGGAUGCCUGCUUCAUCGUACAGGAUCAUGUGCUAAAGCUAGAUAUGUUUCGUUCCACUCCUGGCUUGGAGAAUAUUGUUGUCAAUUUGAGUUCACCGCCAAUUGUUUCCAGAAUCCUAACCAUAGCGUCACGUAAAUUCAUGGGCCAUUGCACCGAAUUGAAUUUGUCGAAAAACAAGAUAAUGCGUCUAGAGGGUCUAAGGAGUUUGCGCCUGAUGAUACAUCUAAAGUCAGUGGAUUUGAGCCACAACUGGAUACACGAUCUGGAGGAUAUACGUCCGUUAGAGAGUCUACCCCUGAAGUCAUUGACGCUCCAUGGCAAUCCCCUGUGCCAAAAAAAAAAGUAUCGCUUGCCCAGCAAGUAUGUGGCAGCAGUGCGAGAAGUUUUCCCUGGUCUCACCAUUUUGGAUCAUGUGGAAUUGAGUGGCAAUGGGAUGCCAAUCACUCAAAAGAAUUUCCUUUGCAAUGUUGGCGCCUACGAGUUGUGUGAGGUUUUUCUCACAAAGUUUCUGACCAAAUAUGAGUCGCCGGCAACGCGCGAGAAUCUUCUGGGAUAUUAUACGGAUGAAUCUCUAUUCACAUUAACCUGUGAUAUAAAACAUAAAGAUUAUCACAAACGUACUCGCCCAUAUGCCAUACAUUCGAGCAACAUCAAGAGAUUGGCAGACCUUUCACGUGCCAUCCUUGCGUAUCAUGUAGGCGGCGAUGAGAUAAUCAGUUUAUUUAUGCAAUUGCCCAGUGUGCGACACGAUUUUGUCUCUCUGGAAACGGAUGUUAUGCAUUGGGAUGGCAAAUCGGCCAUUAUCUAUGUCAACGGCCUGUUCGAAGAUGUCUCACCAACCGCACAAAAUGCACAAGUUCCCUUCUAUUUGGCCUUUUCCAGGCAAUUUGUGCUUAAAGUUGAUGCCACUGGCUUGGGUAUUGGUAAGAAUGCUUGCCGUUGGAAAAUUACCAACGAGCAUCUAAGUAUCCUGAUACCUUCGCCGACUCAACUGAAGAACGCUUUCAAAUUGCCGUCAGCCUUAGCUGAUCCUCCUCAGACGGUUGGCAUCCAGGAGAGAAUCCAAAUCGAAUUGCAGAAAUCACUAUUAUUCGCAGAGAUCACUGGACUGCGUCAACCGUGGUGCACUAAGUUUCUGGAAAUGGAAUCAUAUGACAUGAAGAACGCCUUAAAGAGAUUUCUCGAUGAGCACGCCAAAAAUAAAGUACCCCUGGAUGCCCAUGCCUAGACCAACGAGUAUAAACUAACAAAAGAUGGAAGUUUUCCAACGAAGUUGUUCUAUGUAAAUUCUCCGAUCAUUUUUUCUAUCCCUUACCUUUAAAUUUUGAUGCACUUAUUUCUAUUAAUAUCGAUUGGACAAUUAAGUUUAGCUUUUGUUUUCUGUCAAUUAAAGUUUUUAAACGAAAUUGUUCCAGUUAAGUUUUAAACUUCUUUAAUGACUUAUAUAUCCGAAAGAAUCAUUAAAUAUUGAAU